Molecule: messenger RNA, 439 nt
Organism: Drosophila obscura
Lineage: Eukaryota; Metazoa; Arthropoda; Insecta; Diptera; Drosophilidae
Exons: 3
Coding region: 126-338 (70 amino acids)
Source: RefSeq, a predicted model, not a curated record
AUUUCCAGCUCCAUCAGCCAGGACUGUUCAAAGUUUCUAGAAAAUCCAAAAAAAAAAAAUAAUAAAAACAAAUUCUUUGUAUUUUGUAAUAAUAUUUUUGAGAGCUAAAUUUUAAGUACAGCAAAAUGGCAGAUCCAGAUGCUCGGGAUGCGGAAACCGUACCGCCACCAAUUGGCGGGGAAAACAAUCUUAACAUGAACAAUGAGCGUUUGGAUUGCGAGAACCUUGAUGAAAUGACUGAGAGAUUGAUUAAUCCGGAUAGGCCAGCAUUUCCAUCAGUACUCCUUCGCUUCUUUGGCAAUAUAUUUGUUGAUUGCUUUAGGGCCAUUUUUGCCUAAAGGAUUUGUUCCGAGAAGAAAACAUGGAUCAUGCUGUGACACAAAACUUUGGCAGAUUAAAUUUUAUAGCUAAUAAAGCUCUUUAUAUAAAAUUUGUAUAA